Messenger RNA from Balearica regulorum gibbericeps (East African grey crowned-crane), 1395 nucleotides. The record is from RefSeq and is a predicted model, not a curated record. NCBI's taxonomy places the organism in Eukaryota, Metazoa, Chordata, Aves, Gruiformes, Gruidae.
CUCCAAAAAAACCUCCCACCCAACCCCCAGCUGACCCUGUGGUGAAAAAUAAAACAGAAACCUCAGUGACACUAGCAUGGUCCCCUCCAAAGACGGACCGCCCCAUUCCAAUCGAUGGCUACGUUGUGGAACGCAAGAAACUAACUGGCUUUACCUGGGUGAGGUGCCAUGAGUCUCAUGUCCCUGUCCCAGAGUUCACGGUGAGCAACCUGUCAGAAGAGUCUGACUAUCAAUUCAGAGUGUCUGCAAUCAACGCCUACGGACAGAGCCCCUACCUGGAGUUCCCAGGGAGCAUGCACCUUGAGCCAGUCCUGGCUGUGAAAACCCCCCUGACAACCGUUGAAGCUGUACCUGGAGGGGAUGCACUGUUUACUAUUGACCUUACAACGACAUGUUCUGGCACUUGGUACCUUAAUGGUAAAGUCUUACAGGAAAGUGAGACCUAUAUCAUUAAGAGAACUCAAACUACUCAUACCCUGAUCAUAAAGAACGUCACCAAGAACGAUGAUGGAGCAGAAGUAAAAUUUGUUGCCAAUAAUGUUGACACGAGCACCAAGAUGAGAGUGAAAGGUGCUGCAGUGAGAUUUACCAACAAGAGCAGAGAUAUAGAAAAGGUCUCUGUUCGGCUGCGGGAGGAAGCCAAACUUCAGGCUGAGCUUUCAGAUGCAGAGGCUACUGUGAAGUGGAUGAAGGAUGGAAAAGAGCUCAAGGCCAGUGAAAAAUAUGAACUUCAAACUGUGGGGAAGAGGCACAUCCUGAAAAUUCACAACACUGCAGCAGAGGAUGCUGGAGUUUAUGAGUGCAUUUGUGAAGGGGAUAAAAUGGUCUAUCAGCUUUCAGUGAAAGCACUUCCAAACUUCAUAAACAAAGAGAAAAGUGGAGGUGUUAUCAGGGCCACCGCUGGAAAACAGGCUGAAUUUGUUUCUGAGACCUCUGAGGCCAACGUCAUGGUCAAGUGGUACAAAAGUGGCAAAGAAAUCACAGCCAGCAAGAAAUUCACCAUGGAAGAUAAAGGAAAACUUCAUAAGCUUGUGGCUUCAGCUGUGACAAAAGAAGAUGAAGGAAUAUACACGUGCAAAAUUGGAGACGAUAGUCUUAUUUUUGAUUUAAAAGUCUCAGAUGAACCUGUUAAUUUUGUCAACAAGCCCAAAACAACUCCAGAAAUAUCAGUCAGUCCUUCUGAAGACCUUGAGCUGGUGUGUGAGGUGUCAGCUGUGAGUGGAGCUGUUGUAUGGAAGAAGGAUCAAACUGAGGUGAAGCAGAACCAGAGAACAACAAUCAUCUCCCAGGGGACACACCGCAAGCUCAUCAUCAAGAAGGUGACACAGCAAGACCAAGGGAGCUAUACCUGUGAAACGAAGGAUGACAGAACAACAUUCCAAGUCAAAGUCAGAG